GCUUUGGUUAUCAGCACGGUCUUCCGAUACCCCGCACGACCCCAUACCCCGCCCCGCCCUGGUUGUUCUUGGUUCUUGACCUCUACCAUGCUCGCUUUGAAGGCGGCGUCUUGUAGGCGGCUGCCUGCUGUGCGCGCGUCGCGCCUUACAUCUUUGCGGAUUAGGUGGUACAGUACCCCUGUCGAAGCCGCGCUGCCCAAGAAGAAGAAGGUCUGGGACUCGGCAGAUGAGGCAGUCAAAGAUGUCAAGUCGGGGGACAUGAUCCUGAGUGGAGGGUUCGGUCUGUGCGGUAUUCCAGAAACACUCUUGGCCGCGCUUUCGAGGCGGAAGGAGGUCAAGGACUUGACAGCAGUGUCUAACAAUGCUGGUCUUGGUGAACACGGUUUAGUGAAACUGUUAUCCAGUGGGCAACUGGAUCGGUUAAUCAUAUCAUAUCUUGGAUCUAACAAAGCCAUCGAGGCUGCGUACUUGAAUGGGGAAAUCUCCCUGGAGCUAGUUCCUCAGGGUACUCUGGUAGAGCGGAUGCGUGCGCAUGCCGCUGGUAUCCCUGCUUUCUUCACCCCGACUGGUGCUUCGUCGCCAGUGGAGUAUGGCACUAUCCCCAUCCGGUUCAAGCCCGGUGGAAUGAAGAACGGUGUCCUGAUCACCGGGAACAAGAAAGAAUCAAGGGAGUUUGGUGGUCGCAAAUACGUCAUGGAGCCUGCUAUCGCCGGAGAUGUCGCCUUCGUCCAUGCUUGGAAGGCGGACGAAGUCGGUAACUGUGUCUUCAGAUAUGCGGCCAACAACUAUAAUGCGAUCAUGGCACGGAACGCGAAACUGACCAUUGUUGAGGCUGAGCACAUCGUCCCCGUUGGUUCUCUUUCGCCCAACGCUAUCCACUUACCUGGUAUCUACGUCGACCGGAUUGUCCCUGCCACGGAACCCAAGGAGAUCGAGAUCCUGUCUCUUGCACCGGAUCCCAAUGCACAGACCGAAGACUCCGCAUCGAACGCGGCGAAGGCAGCAAAGGAUUUGCGACACAAGAUUGCCAAGCGUGCUGCUAAGGAAUUGGGUGAUGGCUUCUACGUUAACUUGGGAGUCGGGAUGCCCACGUUGGUCACCGAGCACAUGCCCCCUGGUGUCAACCUCUGGUUGCAGAGUGAGAACGGUAUCCUCGGAAUGGGUCCUUUCCCGACCAAAGACCAGGUUGAUGCCGAUAUCAUUAACGCUGGAAAGGAGACUGUUACCUUGUUACCCGGCGCUUCGGUCUUUGAUUCUGCUGAGUCCUUCGCCAUGAUUCGUGGUGGGCACGUCGACGUCUCCAUCCUUGGUGCUAUGGAAGUCUCCCAAGCUGGUGAUAUUGCCAAUUUCAUGGUCCCUGGGAAGCUUGUCAAGGGUAUCGGUGGUGCUAUGGACCUCGUCUCGAACCCCGACAAGACCAAGGUCAUCGCUGUCCUUCAACACUGCGCCAAAGACGGCACGCCAAAAAUCCGCAAGGAGUGCACAUUACCACUCACUGGCGCUCGGGCAGUCAGCCAGAUCAUCACAGAGAUGGCAGUCUUCAACGUAGACCGGCAGAAGGGCAGCCUUGAGCUGAUCGAGAUUGCUGAGGGCCUGACAUUAGAGGAGGUGAAGGCGAAGACGGAGGCCGAGUUCACAGUCAGGGAGCCCCUAGGCCGGUUCUAAGGAGUUAGCAUCUGCAUGGCGUCGAGCAUCAUUAAUCCUUGUAUUUAUUAGCAUCAUCCACUUCGAUAAUGAAUCGUGUACUUGUUAAAUUCUCGCAAAAGGGUUUGCGCAGCUGCGCAAAGACCGGAAUGAUGACUGCAGUUGAUUUGUCCACCCG
This is a messenger RNA of Gloeophyllum trabeum ATCC 11539, 1822 nucleotides long. RefSeq names its product 3-oxoacid CoA-transferase. Gene Ontology annotation, molecular function: succinyl-CoA:3-oxo-acid CoA-transferase activity. Lineage: Eukaryota; Fungi; Basidiomycota; Agaricomycetes; Gloeophyllales; Gloeophyllaceae. The transcript is spliced from 10 exons. Gene Ontology annotation, biological process: ketone body catabolic process. The record is from RefSeq and is a predicted model, not a curated record. Bases 88 to 1665 code for a protein of 525 amino acids.